AUGAACGACACAAUCACAAAGAAACAGUACGAAGAGAUCUGCACCAACUUCCUUGAUUCAAUUAACUACCGCCUCCCAUCCCAUACGUCAGAUGUCAGUCUCUACGACGCCGUAACCGACCUAAUCCGGGGACACGGCAUCGAGCCACAAAAAGCCACAAGCAUCGCCCGAACCGGCACCGCCGCAGCGGAGUUCUUCUACCCUCUCCAUCCGCGCGCCACUAAACUCGAGAUAGCAACCUUUACAGCUCUUUUCUUCGUCACUGAAGACCUGACUGAAUCGUGUCUCGAUGGUUUGAAGAACUUUCGACAGAACCUUGUGCUGGGAAAUCCUCAGCCGAGAGUCCUGCAGUCUUGGUUGGAUAGUAAUCGUCGCUUGGAUGCCCACUAUCCCCAGUUUAGUGUGGACCGGAUUACACACGGAAUGAUGAGUUACGUUAGCUCUGUUACAAUUGAGAAGCUGGUCCCAGAAUCUUUCUUCAGCCCAGGGGUUUGUGGAGGAUGCGGUGGUAGUAAUGAUAUCAAAGCACCGCAGUUCCCGCGAUACUUUCGAGGCAUGACGGGGAUUCCAGAUGUAUUUGCCUAUUUCAUCCUAACGGACGAGUUAUACAGCCUAAGCCGACUGACGAGAUUGACGUUCAUGGCGCCGGAUUUGAAUGAUUUCACCAACGGAGUCAAUGACCUGCUCUCGUUCUACAAGGAGUCUGUGGUGGGUGAUGAGACGGGGAAUUUCGUCCACCAGGAAGCAUUCGUCCGCGAUACUGGUAUAUCUACGGUCUUGGAAAGAUUGGCUGAGGAUAUUGUGAAGAGGAUCGAGAAUAUUCUGGACACGGCGUCUCGUGAUGUUGUGCUUUUGGAAUUUACGGAGGCAUAUAUCAUGGGGUAUAUUGCUUUCCAUUUGAGGGAGCCGAGGUAUAGGUUCUCGGAGUUGGAUAUUCCAUGUUUGCAGUUGUGUUGA
Aspergillus affinis is the source of this 957-nucleotide messenger RNA. RefSeq lists its product as uncharacterized. The record is from RefSeq and is a predicted model, not a curated record. NCBI's taxonomy places the organism in Eukaryota, Fungi, Ascomycota, Eurotiomycetes, Eurotiales, Aspergillaceae. Gene Ontology annotation, molecular function: carbon-oxygen lyase activity, acting on phosphates. Bases 1 to 957 code for a protein of 318 amino acids. The transcript has a single exon.